GAACAACAGAGCCUUGCGUAAACUGCGUAACAUGUUUUGUAAUGUUUUUUUUUAUUACAGUUGGCAGUAGUUAGCUAAACAUACUCAGAGGCUGUGUUGUGUAAACCAUCUACACAGCAACUACAUCGCAAAGAAAGGUAAAUAAUAUUUUAGUCCAAAAUGUUGCACACCCCAGUUAUAUAUUUUGUCGUGGGAGUUAAGUUUGAUAACAGCUAAGCUGCUGGACGUAUCAACAACCGUAUGAUGAAUGUCGAGUUGAAAUGAACCAGCUACUUUCUGGAUUAGUUAUGAUGUCAGUUCAACAGAUAAGUACACCCCGAAAUGUUGAAAUCCAUUUGAUCAAGAAAGUGGUUUAUUUUAGUAUGGAAUGCAGUGUGUUUACUAUCCUGCAUUUUUUAGGAUGGCUCAAGUGCCCAAAAUUAGGCUGGCAGGGGGCUUGGAGAUCUGCCGCAUCCUGAACGGCAUGUGGCAGGUAUCAGGUGCUCAUGGUCCGGUGGAUCAUCCCAAAGCAGGUAAACUUAAAGUAGGGUAAUAGUUCACUCCAAAUUCAAAUUUGUUGACACGUUUUUAGACCUUAAGUGUCUAGCUAAUGUCUUACAUGAGUGAGUGUCCCACACCAUCUUUUGUCCAGUUCUAGCUAUAGCCCAUCAGUUCCAUACAGUAUCAAUGGAAUAAUGGGUACUAUAUAAUAACAUUUUUUUAGAUGAUGCUGCCUGUUAUAGCAUUUUUUACGCACAAUUUGUAUUUCCCUAACAGUUAUUAUCAAACCCCCUUUUCCUAUUCCAGUGCAGGCGAUGCAAGCCUAUAUUGAUGCUGGCCUAACAACUUUUGACAUGGCAGAUAUCUAUGGACCAGCAGAGGAGAUUUUUGGACACUUCAACAGCCAGGUAUGAGUUGUUGUUGUAAUUUACACCACACAAACUCCAGAUUAUGAACCUAUUGGAUUAAAAGUGUAAGUAAAUGUUUUUUUGUAGAUUAUAUGAACAUUGAUUUCAGAUCUGUGUGUGCAAGUGGAGCAGCACCCUUGAAUUGGCACAGGAGGGAGCUAAUGUAGCACAGUUGAUAUUCGGCCUUUGGGCUGCUCAGUCUCGCGCUCAAGAAUCAGGGGAGAGAUGGCGUAUGGAAGAUCAGUAAAUUCUCUCUCACUCAUACACACACAUGAAAAGCCCUUACACAUCAAGCCUUAGUCAUACACACAUGGACAGAUGCACUCUUACACACACACACACUCUUUAUUUUCACCAUUAACAUUGGUUUUAAUAUGAAGAUUUUAUUUGCAUCUUCAUUUAUUGAUUCCAUUGGAUUUCAGACCUUGUCGGUGCCCAGGCACGAUGCAUCUCACACAGUUUUGACUUGAUGUGUUUUGACACCUAGAAUAAUGUCCUCUGAGAAUGCUUCCCAACACAACCUCUCUGAGGAUUGAAUCACCUUCAUCAUGACACUGUCUGUAACUGGACACAUCUGCUCUGCUCUCACAUGUGAAACGGAGAGAUUUAUAUGGUCUCUCACGUCUGACUGAAAAGUGUCUGAGAUCUUUGAGGGGAUUAUGUGGACUGAGGAUGUUAUUAUACAAAGUGUGGUACACCACCAGACUGAGUACAUUUUGUGAAUACAUUUCAGUGUGAUGCUGCACCACCCCUGCAGGGUUUGACCAAAUGGGUGCCACGACCUGGACCAAUGGACCGCAAGGUGAGUCUUUAAUACAGACUAGUGUGGGAAAAAUCAUCCUACAAGUUCUCCACCAUCCAGUCAAAUCUGAAAGCUAAAUACUGUAUAUCACACCCACCAGUUAACAAUAGGGCAGUGUCUCAGGACAACAUUCAGCUCUGUGAGAGACUCCCUUAACUGAACCAGAACAGACACCUCAAAAUAGAAUCAGAUAUGUCACUUGGCUGAAACAAAAGCCUGCACCCUCACCAGCCAUAACAGGGUAAGAUAACUUUAUUAUGUCUUGUCACUAGGUUGUGGAGAAGGCGUUGCAGCGUUCCAUGUCCCGUAUGCAGGUGGAUUCUCUGGACUGUGUGCAGUUCCACUGGUGGGACUACAGCGAUAAUAGAUACCUGCACGCCCUGGGGCACCUGUCUGAUCUGCAGCAGGAUGGCCUCAUACGUAGGUCAUCUUAUACAACCAUUUACUAUUCCCAUGCACACAAGCUCUAACAUCAUCACUUUUUAGUGUGAUAAGAUUGUUAAGAUUCACCAUUCAGCCAUGCACCUUAUGUACUUGUUGAUGAGCUGUGCCUGUUUGUCAAAUUUAGAUGUACUCCUUGUUUUCUGUCAUCUUACUCUUCAGGAGAGCUGGCCCUCACCAACUUUGACACUCAGAGGCUUGAGGAGAUCACAGACAAAGGGAUCGGAAUCUCCAGUAACCAGGUACAGUGCCUGCUCCCUCAUUCGUUUGCCCCUUCUUUCUCUCGCUUUCUCACUAGCUUAAUGGGAGGCAAUUUCCUUAUGCCUUAUAGAGUAUUGUGAAAUCUCUGUGCAUGUUCAGUACAUUAGUCUGCAUCAACGUUCAGUAUGUCCAGUAUUAAUGUCCAGUGAUGUUUCCUUCCAGGUGCAGUACUCUCUGAUCGACCAGCGGCCUGCUGCUAAGAUGGAGGCUGUCUGCCUGUCUCACGGCAUCCAGCUCCUUACCUAUGGAACUCUGGGUGAGGACCGGUCUGAGGUCAUCACAGCCACUGCUCUACUCAUACUGGUGCUACUUGGCUGCUCUAGGGUUGAGCCAUUUAAGAGGAUGAAGAAGCACAAGCAUUCAUGUCACUGCCCUGAGAGAGUCAGUGGUGAAAGGUUGGGUUAGGUCCCAGUUAGCCUGGCCCAGGUCUGAAUGGGGUUUAGCCAACCUAUCUGACCUAUAGAUCUAGACCAGGCUAGCUCACAGUUACUGUUGCAACCUCAGUGACCAGUUAUGGUCUGUUUUUUGCAAGUUAUGUGAUUUACAAUAUUAUAUCGUAAAUCACAUAACUUUAGACAGACCAAUUAGUGCUCCUUCUAAUCAAGGACCACUUGAUAUUCUGAUCUGAUAUUGCCCGGAAAUGACUGACGCUCUCGCAUAUGUCCGUAAUGAAAAACAUAACGUACUCUCGGCAGAUAUAUUGUAGAGAAAAAUAUUCUGUGAGAUACUGCAUGCUUUGCUUUUAUACUUUUUGAUGCAUUAUGGUAAUUAGUAUUAUUGAAAUUAAUACGUUAUUUAAUAUAGUGUUAGCGAUUUUAGAAAUCCUUUCCAUAUUGACUCUUGCCAUGUGGGGUGUAGUGAUAUAAAAUGGUGGUGAUCUAAGAUGGAGACCAAACUGACGAUGCAUCUCUGCUGUUUCUCUGCCCCCCUCUUCACCCUAUUCCCUCACAUUCUAUGUAUUUCCCUCUCUUCCUGUUUCCUCAUCUUUACCCUGUCUCUCUCUCUUUCUGUAUCCACCCCCUCCCUAAUCCAUCUUUUUGAACCUCCAUCGCUCUGUCCCCCCUCUAGCCGGUGGUCUACUCUCAGAGCGCUAUCUGGGGAAGGCGGAGCCUACAAGCAGGGCGGAGCUCAACACCGCCUCCCUCAGUAAGUACAAGAAGGUGAUUGACGGCUGGGGAGGAUGGGGGCUGUUCCAGGAGCUGCUGGUUGCCUUGGACACGGUUGCCCAGGGCCACAGCUGCUCCAUCGCCAACGUGGCUACCCGCUAUGUUCUGGACCGGCCAGCGGUGGGCGGAGUCAUCGUGGGCUGUCGUCUCGGUGUUGCCGGGGCGGAACACAUCAAGGACAGCCUGCGCAGCUGCAGCCCAGAGUUGGAGCUCACAGCGCAAGACCUGCGCACCAUCGACAGCGUGCUGCAGCGCUCGCGUGACCUCAUGAGCCUCAUCGGAGAUUGUGGAGACGAGUACAGGAACUAGAGCAGAAUAGAAAAGAUGGACCAGAGCAUCUGGGUUGGAGGGAAGUAGAGAUAGGGUACUGGAGGAAGAACAUGUAAAUGUGUGAAUAUAUGUGUGUGUAUAGAUGGUGGGAAGUUAGAGGAUGGCAGGAGUAGAAGGAAAUGUGGCGGGAAGAGAAGGCGUGGGGGGCUGGAACUAGAAAUGGCAGAUGAUGAGGGAGAGUGAAUAGCAUGAACUAUGACAGAGCACACAGAUAUACAGCCUUUCACUUUUAUUUUGUAAAAUAAUGUCAACGUGUGAUAAAUGUUACCCUGUACCCAUGCAGUAUAAUAAAGAAUGUAAUGUAUAUAGCGC
Molecule: messenger RNA, 4199 nt
Organism: Coregonus sp. 'balchen'
Lineage: Eukaryota; Metazoa; Chordata; Actinopteri; Salmoniformes; Salmonidae
Source: the annotation of a GenBank genome assembly